AUGAUACUGAUUGUGACUACAGUUCCAGCUAAAAAGUUGAUUAUAACUGAUGAAACAAACAAUCAAAUGAUUGAUUCACUUGGAGCUUCUUAUGGUGAAGGAACCAGUUUAAAAUUAAAAUGUAUCGCCUAUGGGGGCAAACCAGCUCCUUCUGUCCACUGGUAUCUAGAUGAAAAUUUACUGGACGAUACAUUUACUUCAAAAAUAACGGAAGAUGGCCUAAUCUCAAUCAACGAGCUGACCAUUCUAAAACUGGGACGAUCUCAUACAAAUAAACUUUUAUCUUGUAAAUCUUUCAAUACUAAUUUAACUCAAUCAAUUAACAAUUCGCUAACUUUAGAUAUUAAUUUAUAUCCUUUAUACGUAAAAAUCAUAUCAAUUAAACGACCAUUAUCAUCAAGUAAAUCAACAGAGCUUCAAUGUGAUUCAAAGGGAUCACGUCCUGGAGCCAAGAUUACCUGGUAUCUAAAUAAUAAACUGGUCACUUCAUCAAGAGAGAUGAAUUCGGAAACCAAUGGAUCAAUUAGUAGCUCAAGUAUAUUAAAACUGGUGCCUUCCCCAUCCGAUAAUGGAGCCUUGUUAUCAUGUAAAGCUGAAAAUCCUCGCCUUUUAAAUAGUUCAAUUAAAGAUGAUUGGAUUCUCAAUAUAUACUAUAAGCCUAAUGUUAAACUUGUCUCAAGAUUAAUAAAUCAUCAAAGUGAGAUUAAAGAGAAUGACGAAAUUAUCUUUGAAUGUAUUAUCGACUCUAAUCCAGGGAUUAAAGAGAUUGGGUGGACAUUCAAUGAAGUACCUCUUAAAGUUGAUGAAAGUAAAGGAAUAAUCAUUGAUAAUACAACACUCGUUAUCAAAGUUGCUGAUAAAAGUCACUCAGGUGAUUAUUCAUGUUACGCUUUCAAUAUUGAAGGUAAAGGAUCCAGUAACAGGGUAACCAUAAAAGUUAAUCAUUCUCCGGUUUGUGUUAAAGAUCAAAAAUCGAUUUAUAUCGUUGGCUUAGGUGAGACUAUUCGAGUUUCCUGUUCCAUUGAAGCUGAGCCCGGUGUUACUGAAAUCAUUUGGAAAAUAAAUGAUACUCAACUUGAGAAAGUUUAUCCCAGCUCAGAAUCUUCAUCAUCCAAACCUUCAUUAUCAUCUCUAUUUUUAAGUGAUCUACUUUACUCACCAAGACGAUUAGAUGAUUAUGGUACUUUGAUAUGUUCUGCUCGUAAUAAAAUCGGAAUCAUUAAUAAUCCAUGUCAAUUUAUCGUAAUGCCUGCAGGUCGCCCUGAGCGUAUGACUGAGUGUCUUGUCAGUAAUCAAACUGGCGAAUCAUUGACAGUCUCAUGUACCCCUGGACAUAAUGGUGGACUCAAUCAAACAUUUUACUUACAAGUUUAUGACUAUCGCAGGGAAAAGCUGCUCUUUAAUUUGACUUCAAUUUAUGCACCAAAUUUUCUUGUCAACGGACUAACGGCUGGAUCAAAUUACAUAUUCGAUGUGUACUCGUCCAAUCCUAGAGGUUCUUCUAAUACAACUACACUUGUUGCUCAAACGCUUCCCAUUCAAAAGCACAAACUUGGAACAGCCGAUAAUUUAACUGAGAAAAAAUUGGAUCCCUAUCUUGUCGUGUUCUCAGCGCUCAUCUUAACAAUUACCUUGGUGGCCAUUAUUAUUAUACUGAUAAUAAGAAUUCGUAAUCAUGAAGAUAAAGUUGACCCUAAAAAGAAGCUUAAAACUAUUGAGUAA
Panonychus citri (citrus red mite) is the source of this 1722-nucleotide messenger RNA. Its product is annotated as nephrin-like. Gene Ontology annotation, molecular function: protein binding. The coding region runs from base 1 to 1722 and encodes 573 amino acids. Lineage: Eukaryota; Metazoa; Arthropoda; Arachnida; Trombidiformes; Tetranychidae. The transcript has 9 exons. The record is from RefSeq and is a predicted model, not a curated record.